Messenger RNA from Clarias gariepinus (North African catfish), 1856 nucleotides. RefSeq names its product GA binding protein transcription factor subunit beta 1 (gene gabpb1). Gene Ontology annotation, molecular function: transcription cis-regulatory region binding; protein binding. Bases 183 to 1268 code for a protein of 361 amino acids. The transcript has 8 exons. The record is from RefSeq and is a predicted model, not a curated record. Gene Ontology annotation, cellular component: nucleus. NCBI's taxonomy places the organism in Eukaryota, Metazoa, Chordata, Actinopteri, Siluriformes, Clariidae. Gene Ontology annotation, biological process: positive regulation of transcription by RNA polymerase II.
GCGUGUGUGGCUCCGCGAGGCUGUGGGGGGACUAGCGCGCGCGCUCUGGGGCAGGAAUGGUGUUGUGUUAUUUUCAGCACUGAGUUUCAUCGAGGUUUGUGAUUAAACACACACACACGCGCGCGCGCCGCGGGAGAGACUCUGAGGAGAGAGCGCGAGACGGAGUGAGAGUCCCUGUUCAGAUGUCUCUGGUGGAUCUGGGGAAGAAGUUGCUCGAGGCGGCUCGUACAGGACAAGAUGACGAGGUUCGGAUCCUCAUGGCCAACGGAGCUCCGUUCACUACAGACUGGUUGGGUACAUCGCCGCUACACCUCUCAGCCCAGUACGGUCACUACUCAACCACCGAAGUGCUGCUGCGCGCUGGUGUUAGCCGAGACGCCCGCACCAAAGUGGACCGCACCCCUCUGCACAUGGCUGCCUCAGAAGGCCACGCCUCCAUCGUAGAGGUGUUGCUGCAGCACGGCGCUGAUGUGAAUGCUAAGGACAUGUUGAAGAUGACGGCGCUGCACUGGGCGGUUGAACACGGACACGGUGACGUGGUGGCGCUGCUGCUGAGGUUUGGAGCCGAUGUUCACGCUCAGAGCAAGUUCGGGAAAACGGCGCUCGACAUCGCGCUCGACAACAACAACGAGGACCUUGUGGAGAUACUGCAGGUGGCAAUGCAGAACCAGAUCAACACAAACCCUGAGAGUCCCGACAUGCUGACCAUCCACACCGCGUCACCUCAGUUCAUCAUCGGCCCGGGGGGCGUGGUCAACCUGACCGGACUCACACUACCCUCGAACACCACAAAACCUACAGUGAUGGCCACUGAGGAGGUGGUGACCGCAGACUCCGUCGACGGCGCUAUCCAGCAGGUCGUGACCUCUGGAGGUCAGCAAGUCAUCACUAUAGUAACCGAUGGCAUUCAGCUAGGAAACCUGCAAGGGGGUGGAGCCAUUAACCAACCCAUAAUAGUCACAAUGCCUGAUGGGCAGCAAGUACUGACCGUUCCAGCCACAGACGUAGCGGAGGAGACGGUGGUGAGCGAUGAGCCGUCACUGAAACGAGCGAGACUGGAAGAGGAAGAAGAAGAGGAAGAGGAGGAGAAUACCACCACGCGCACACACGAGACAAAGGAGAAGGUGGCGUUGUUGAAGCAGUUGGAAGAGGCAAACAGAGAAGCUCAAAAAUACAGACAACAGUUCCUGAAGAAGGAGCAGGAGGCCGAAGCGUACCGCCAAAAACUGGAGGCCAUCACACGCCAGGGGGGGAAGAAACCGGCGUGACACACACACACACACACACACACAAUAAAAACCUUAUGCAUCAAAACCGGUCUCACAACACACCAAGAUAUUCUUAUCAGGAACACUUUAAAAUAUCAGCCUGUGAUAUGAAACGUCUCCAUUCAGAGACAGCUGUCUGUUAUGGGUUUCUACGCCCCCCACACACACACACACACACACACACACACACUAGAUCUCUGAAAGGCUUUUAUUUUUGUUUUGUUUCAUUUGCAUUUUUAAUUUAACUUUUUGUGCUCCCUCCCACAUCCUCCUCCUGUCACUCAGACCCCUGUGCCCUGUGCACUACUCAGUGCACUUAGCAAGACAAAGCUUUAAUAUUUAGUGCACUACUUAAAUCCCACAAUGCAUUGCAGUAUGUUAGUGUCCAGUGCCUGUACACAGUGUACUCCUAAUGAUGUAUGAAGGCUGUAGCGAUUAGGGAUGAAGGGAUUAGGGUACCCUUGUGUGCUUUUUUAUUUUUUAUUUUUUUUAUAUUACCCUCACCCAGCUGUGAUCACCUGAACGUCAACUUUGUUCUUAAACGAAUGCGAUAAUGUGGAUUGUGUGGAAUAAAUGACGACGUGGUGU